AUGCCCAAUCUGAAAGCGACACCCAAGAUCAAGUCAAAAUAUAAUAAAUCCCCAUUAAAAAAAAACCCCACCUUAAUGGACCUCCAUUUCCCGCCAUCAAUUAUAGCUAGAGCCUCCAUUAAUGAAGGCGGUUGGCGAUCCGUUCAUGCCUUUAUUACCCAUCCCCACUCAUCACAACUCCAUGAUCACUCUCUAGCGAGCUCAAAGAUCGAAUCUUUAUGCUCUUCUGGGUCUGAUUUCGCUAGAUUAGGAGAGGAAAGAUAUGGGGUCCAGAGAGAUUAGGUCUUCGGAGGGCUUGCCGGAGAAAUCUCCGGCUGCGGUGGGGAGGAGGAAGCUGGAGAGCUAUUUCAUGGCGAGCGAGGAGAGGAGGACGCCGGCGGAGAUCAUCGGGGGGGAUUAUGUGGUGGGCACGACGCCAGUGAAUAUAAAGGGGAAGCCUAUUGAGGAUUUGUCAAAGACUGGGGGUUGGCUUGCUGCCUUCUUCAUUUUCGGGAAUGAAAUGGCAGAGAGAAUGGCUUACUUUGGGCUUUCAGUGAAUAUGGUGACAUUUAUGUUCUAUGUGAUGCACCGUCCCUUUUCUAGCUCAGCGAAUGCAGUCAACAAUUUCCUUGGGAUAUCUCAGGCCUCAUCUGUGCUUGGCGGUUUCCUUGCUGAUGCCUAUCUUGGUAGAUAUUGGACAAUAGCAAUCUUUACAACUAUAUAUCUUCUGGGUUUAACGGGAAUAACUUUGUGUGCAACAAUGCACAUCUUCACACCAAGUCAGUCCCAAUGUGAUAAGCUAUCCAUUCUCCUUGGCAAUUGUGAGCAGCCAAAACAAUGGCAGAUGGCUUACCUUAACACAGUCCUCUAUAUAACUGGAUUUGGAGCUGCAGGGAUAAGGCCUUGUGUCUCCUCUUUCGGAGCUGACCAGUUCGAUGAGAGGAGUAGAGACUACAAGACACAUUUGGAUAGAUUCUUCAAUUUCUUCUAUCUCUCAGUCACCAUUGGUGCUAUUAUAGCUUUCACUAUGGUGGUAUAUAUUCAAAUGAAGUAUGGAUGGGGUUCUGCUUUUGGUGCUUUAGCCAUUGCAAUGGGAAUGUCGAACCUUGUAUUUUUCCUUGGCACGCCACUUUAUAGGCAUCGGUUACCGGGCGGUAGUCCUCUCACGAGAAUUGCUCAGGUCUUGGUUGCUGCCUUUAGGAAGAGGAAAGUUCCUUUCUCUGACAGUGACUUAGUUGGGCUUUAUGAACUUCCUGGCAAGAGAUCUGCCAUCAAGGGCAGUCAGAAAAUAGAGCAUACAGAUGAUUUCAGGUUUCUUGACAAAGCAGCUCUACAACUGAAGGAAGACGGUCCGAACCCUAGCCCCUGGAACCUCUGCACGGUAACACAAGUCGAAGAAGUCAAGAUCCUACUCAAACUUCUACCAGUACCAGCUUGUACUAUAAUGCUCAGUGUUGUCCUAACCGAAUACUUAACUCUCUCGGUUCAACAAGCUUACACUCUCAACACCCACAUGGGCCAUCUUAAGCUCCCAGUAACUUGCAUGCCCGUCUUUCCUGGUGUCAGCAUCUUCCUCAUCCUUGCACUCUAUUAUUACACUUUUGCCCCUCUAGCUCGUCGCAUCACAGGCCACCCUCAAGGAGCAACUCAACUUCAAAGGGUAGGGUUGGGCUUAGUAGUAUCGAUCCUCUCUGUUGCUUGGGCGGGAGCUUUUGAGCGGUACAGAAGGAACUAUGCUGUAAGGAAUGGGUAUGAAGCUCUGUUUUUAUCUGCUAUGCCCGACUUGAGUGCAUACUGGUUGUUGAUACAAUACUGCUUGAUUGGAGUAGCUGAGGUAUUUUGUAUUGUGGGUCUUCUGGAGUUCUUGUAUCAGGAGGCUCCUGAUGCUAUGAGGAGUGUUGGUUCAGCUUAUGCUGCUGUUGCUGGAGGAUUGGGUUGUUUCGUGGCUUCAAUACUGAAUAAUAUUGUUAAGGCAGUAACGGGGAAUGAGGCUGAAGGGAGGAAUUCAUGGCUUGCUCAGAAUAUAAAUUAUGGGAGGUUUGAUUACUUGUAUUGGUUGCUGGCUGUGCUGAGUAUGAUCAAUUUCUGUGUGUUCUUGUUUUUCGCAAAAAGGUACAAGUAUAGGGGAAGGAAUGAAAUAGGGAUGGAGGUUUUGAGAGAGAAUAAGUAGGAGUUAGAUUUAGCAGGAGAGGAAAUGGGGUGUUUGGGGUUUGAAAUGGGUAUGUAUUUGUUUGGUUAGGUAUAGGUUCUUUAAGAAAAUUAUAUGUAUUUGAUUAUUGGCAGAAGGAAUUGUAGUGUAUUUGGUUUUGGUAUAACUUUAGCUUUUGUUGAAUGUUGGUCUACUGUGAAGGAAACUGAUGAUUUGUGUCAUGCAAAUGUUCUUAUUUGAGAUUUAUGUCA
Asparagus officinalis (garden asparagus) is the source of this 2379-nucleotide messenger RNA. Its product is annotated as protein NRT1/ PTR FAMILY 6.1. The record is from RefSeq and is a predicted model, not a curated record. The coding region runs from base 263 to 2149 and encodes 628 amino acids. Gene Ontology annotation, biological process: transmembrane transport; oligopeptide transport. Gene Ontology annotation, molecular function: transmembrane transporter activity. Gene Ontology annotation, cellular component: membrane. Lineage: Eukaryota; Viridiplantae; Streptophyta; Magnoliopsida; Asparagales; Asparagaceae. The transcript is spliced from 4 exons.